AUGCCCCAUGCCCUAACGGGCGGCGCUGGCUACAAGGCGAAUCAAACUUACGACGAGUUCUUGCGGAAACACAGCGGGUUCUAUCGCCGUCACAGCGCCGCCUCCAGCGCCAUGGAGGGAGAUCGACGAGCGUCGCAAGCGGCACUUGAAGACAAUGCAGCGGCUGCAGCAGAGGCAGUCCAAAACGUGGCGGCCGCCAGCGCAAACCGCCGUGCCAGUGUGACUGUGGCAGAGGGCGGAGCUGCGACUGCGAACGCCAGGAACGGCAGCGUUGCCGUUGCGAGCGAUGCCACUAGGAAGGACAGCAUCUUCGGUCUCGAGGCAACAGGUGGCCGGAGGAUGUCGGAAGAACGCAGGCCAAGCACCUCCCUUGCGAGUGAUCUAUUGCACAAAAUGAAAGGGCACAAGUGA
Cladophialophora yegresii CBS 114405 is the source of this 411-nucleotide messenger RNA. RefSeq lists its product as uncharacterized. The transcript has a single exon. Lineage: Eukaryota; Fungi; Ascomycota; Eurotiomycetes; Chaetothyriales; Herpotrichiellaceae. The coding region runs from base 1 to 411 and encodes 136 amino acids. The record is from RefSeq and is a predicted model, not a curated record.